Molecule: messenger RNA, 1015 nt
Organism: Exaiptasia diaphana
Lineage: Eukaryota; Metazoa; Cnidaria; Anthozoa; Actiniaria; Aiptasiidae
Exons: 4
Coding region: 106-942 (278 amino acids)
Molecular function (GO): calcium ion binding
Source: RefSeq, a predicted model, not a curated record
UCUCACCUCUGGAGUAUACUCUCAAUCUCACCUCUGGAGUAUACUCUCGUUAAAACGCGAGUUAACUAAAUAAGAGCGAUUGUGAGGGUAUCUACCAAGUUUAUAAUGCCAGUAAAGAAGAAGGGAGGAAAGAAAUCUGGUAAGAAAAAGAGUGCAAAGCCAAAAAGAAGUAAAGAAGAAAUCGCAAAGGAAAAACUGGAAAAGGCUGCUUCAGCAUUUGAAGCAACAGAAGAUCUCCAUGCAGCAUUUGUYGCUCGAAUGAAUAAAUGGUUGAUUGACAACUAUUCCAGAGCAAUAGACUUGUUUCGUAGGUUUGAUGUAGAUGGUGAUGGYGAACUAUCCUAUGAGGAGUUUUAUGCUGGAAUGAGAGACCUCAAUGCACCAGCAAAUAACCUAGAGUUAUAUGUACUUGCUAAAAAACUAGAUAAAGAUCAAAAUGAAAGACUGGAUUAUUUAGAGUUUUCUAAAGGUCUGCGGUAUUUUAAGAAAGAGGAGUGUGUACCAGAUGAUGGCUUACCUCCUUUGACAUUUGAAAGAGAGAAGCUUGAAAACUGUCCCUGCUGUAAAAUAGGGAUUUCAAAACCAUUGACAGAAAAGUUUCCUAGAUUCAUUAGUCUGGAGCUUAAACUGAUGACGUUUGCAAAUCUACCUCAUUUGAAGAACUACCCUGGACAUUUUCAACUUUAUGUUCAUGCUCAUAUACCUGUGYUAUCAAUUGUUGAAUUAAUAUGCGAGAGAUUUGGUGGAACGCCUAGAAAUGUAUCAAUCUACUGCGUAACUAAAGCUGGAGAGAAAGUGAAACUAAACCCUCAUGAUAAACUUCAAGACUGUGGAUUUCCUGGAGGUCCCAGGCCAGAGCCCCAACUUGUUGAGYUGUURUAUGACUAUGAGACAGAAUUUAGAGACUGUCCCCUCCUGAUGUGUGACUACUAUUUUACUUGAGAACACUUUUCUAAUUUAAUAUUUAUCCAUAAUGACAGACAUUUUUCCAAUAAAGAUUAUUUAUCAAUCUAGC